GUGCAUGGCGACUGUGUGGAAGGUUGGCCUGGUCGCUUGCGGUUCACUUCAAAAUGUGCUGGAACAAACUGUAGAAAGAGCAGGGGCCGACGUUUUCGUGAGGAGAGGAAACGGUUUAUGACUUAUUUUCAGUUGUUAGUUAGGGACAUUAGCCAUGGCGCAGCCACUUGCUUCUGCAGGAGAGAAGGAAGAAAUUAUUGUUGAUCAUUCUCACGGAAAACGUUAUGCGAAGGGAAAGUUCCUUGGAAAGGGGUCCUUCGCCAAGGCCUUCGAGCUCAGAGAUGUUGAUACAGGAGUGCUAUACGCAGGGAAGAUAGUCCCAAAGAGCGUUCUUGUCAAACCCUACAUGAAGGAAAAGAUGUCCAUGGAGAUUCAGAUUCACCGGUCCGUCCGUCAGCGAUACGUGGUGGGAUUUGAGAGCUAUUUCGAGGAUGACGAGAAUAUUUACAUUGUUCUUGAGCUAUGCAAACGUCGGUCCUUGAAAGAGCUGCAAAAGCGCCGGAAAUUCCUCACCGAGCCAGAAGUGCGCUACUUCACCAAGCAAAUCGUUGAAGGAGUUUCAUACUUGCACAAACAGAACGUCAUCCACCGUGAUUUGAAACUGGGCAACCUAUUCCUCAGCAACGAGCUGGAUAUCAAGAUCGGCGACUUUGGUCUCGCCACGCGGAUCGGCUUCGAAGGCGAAAGGAAGACCACGAUGUGCGGAACCCCUAACUAUGUAGCACCGGAGGUUCUCAAGCACAAGGGACACAGCUACGAGGUGGAUGUAUGGGCCAUUGGAUGCAUUAUGUAUGUUUUACUUGUCGGACACCCGCCGUUUGAGAUGGACACACUGAAAGAGACGUUCUGUCGCAUUCGGUCAAACAAGUACAACAUCCCCAACCAGGUUAGCCCUGCAGCGCAAAGUCUCAUUGUACGCAUGCUGCACCCGGACCCAUCAGGACGACCAUCGCCCGAUGAGAUCCUAAAGGACCCCUUCUUCACGGAGGGCUUCUGCCCGCAACGUCUUCCGAUAAGCUCCCUGACUAUGCCUCCGCGCUACGAGCAGGAAGCUCUUCCAUCCACGACAGCAUUGAAGCGUCCUCUGCAGGAGAACAACACGCCUGCGGCAGCACCGGCUGGUGUCAAGAAGGAAACUACGCAGGGCGCUUACGCACAAACAGUAUCGUUCCCGCAGUCCGAAACCAAGGAUGUCGCAACAGAACCGUCAUGCGAGGUGUUCUUGGAGGAGCUUCUCGCGCAAGUCAACAGCGUCCUUUCAUCAGAGCCUACUAAAAAGAGUCCGGCACAUUUCGAUGAUGCCGAAGAUCCAGCCGUGUGUCCUGUUUUCUGGGUCGGCAAGUGGGUCGACUACAGUGAUAAGUAUGGCUUUGGCUACACGCUCUGUGAUAGCAGUGCGGGCGUGCUCUUCAACGACUCGACAAGAAUGCUCUUGGCCGCCAACGACACGAGUGUACAGUAUGUGGAUCGCACUGGUAAUGAAGCGUUUGUGACGACGGAAAAGUACCCGGAGGCCAUGAAGAAGAAAAUUACGCUGCUCAAGUACUUCCGCAAUUACAUGAACCAGCACUUAUUACGGGCUGGCGCUGCCAAAGUGCCGGAGAGCUACGAGAACUCUCGCUUGCCAAUGCUCAACACCUGGUUCAGAACGCGCAGCGCCAUUGUCCUGCAGCUGACCAACGGCAUCCUGCAGAUAAACUUCUUCGCCGACCACACCAAGCUCAUCCUGUGCCCGCGCAUGCAGGCGGUGACCUUCAUCGACGAGGAUCGCAGCUUCCGCACGUUCCGCUUCUCGCUUGUCGAGACACACGGCUGCUCGGAGGCACUCUGGACUCGGUUGGGUUAUGCCAAGAGCACUAUCCAGCGAAUGCUGUCGAAGCCUGCUGGUACAGCAGCAGCAUCUUAAAUCUGACCAUGGAUUAUCGAUGUACUGCUGCACACGCGCUAUUCCUAUAUAGACAUUUUGUUCGUGUCACCCUGGCAACUGCGGCAAGUACACGGCUAACUUAAUGUCGCCAUCUUACCCUGUGCAGCCAGUGGCGCGAGUGUGCCUUUCCUGAGUCAAGAGUUGCAAAAAAUGGUACUCAAGAAAAUCUCGGUAACUCUCUCCAGUGUGCUGCUGCCUGUGUUUUUGCAGAUGGCUGCUUGUCAAGUCUCCUAGCAUUUGUACAUAGAACCUAUCCGAUUUUCCGUGUUAUAGCACUUUCCUGAUUUGAAACAUGCUGGCUGCAGUGCCCUAAUGUUGCCUGUUGGCGGUUUGUCGCUCCCAGCCCCUAGCCAACAACGAGAUUCUCCUACAUCCCCCUUACUGUCCGUCGUUUUUUUUCUGUUGUUUAGUUCAGUGCUGUUUUGACGACGUUUUUACGUGUCCUAUCUGUGUAGGCGAUUGCAUAGUGUUGCGUGUACAUACUGCUGGUGUUUGUUCUACCCGGUCUCAGCAUCAUAGAUGGCCCAAGCUAACUACUUCUCCUUUUUUAGUUAUCAACUCCUGUUUUUCUUAUAUUUCUGUUAUCCCCUCGGUGGAGUUGCAGACCUAUUGUUAAUUUAUCGUUGCCUCUUCUAGUUCUGUUUUGGGCAUGUGAACGUACUUCUUGCUUGUUUCAACCCUCCGAGAGAGGCCUUUGUAUUCGUUGUUGAUCAUCACAAACUCCACCAUGGUUUCUCACUUGGCCAGUAUUUACUGAGCUUUUUUUUCUUUUCUUUUUUUCUGCCUUCACGUAACACACGAAUGUUGCCUCCAGUGAUAGGAGUGCUCGGUCUCUGUCAUACUGUGCUAUAAUUAUCGUAGCAUCUACACUCUGUUUCUAUGCUACGUUGUCAUGCCAUGUCCACGUGCUUCCGUCUUUCUUUUUAUGCAUAUGUUGCUGAAUGAUUGAGCCUUUGCUAACGUAAGCGCAAUACGGCCCUCUUGA
Molecule: messenger RNA, 2912 nt
Organism: Sycon ciliatum
Lineage: Eukaryota; Metazoa; Porifera; Calcarea; Leucosolenida; Sycettidae
Product: serine/threonine-protein kinase PLK1-like
Exons: 12
Coding region: 155-1906 (583 amino acids)
Biological process (GO): mitotic spindle organization; protein phosphorylation
Cellular component (GO): spindle pole; nucleus; centrosome
Molecular function (GO): protein serine/threonine kinase activity; ATP binding; protein binding
Source: RefSeq, a predicted model, not a curated record